AUGGAUUGUUUGUCUACUACUGUUGAGAGGAGCAACAGGAAACAAGUUCGUUUUGUGUCACCAUUAAUUAGCCAUCGCCAAGUUUCAUCAUUACCUUCACCUCCGCCAACACCUCUUUUGUCUCCAGUACUUACUCCUCCAUCAUCUCCUUCAUUGAAUCAACAUACUUUUAGGCAUUCACUGAAAGACAACAAUAGUUCUAUUCAUCACAGAAAUUUAAUAACGUCGUCUAGAUCGUUAACGUGUUCUCCACAAAGAGGAAUUUGUAAAGAGAAGACGUUAGAGCAAUUACCUCAACAACGUUCAUUAGCCUUUCGUUUGGUUCAAACAUUAAUUAAACAUUCUUAUAGUUCCGAUUCUUUACAACAAGCAUCAAAAACAUCAUCAACACAAACAAAAUUUUAUCGUUCAAAAUUACCUUCAAAACAACCUUCUUUGCCAACUUCAUUUUCAUUAAAUUCAAUUUCUUCAACUUCUAAUUCAGCAAUUUACCAACUUAUUUGGAGAGAUGAAAGACAACGCUCUUUUGAUGAAUUAAAAGGAAAAUUAGGCAACCACCACCACCACCGCUCUUCUUCUUCUUCGUCCUAUCCUUCCAGACGCCGUUGUAACUUUCGUCCCGAGGGCGUGGUCUUCCAUAAUUCUGUUGGUGGGCCUUCUCUUUCAAACUCUUCUUCUCCUCAAACCUUUUCUUCCACCACCACCACAAACUCCUCUUCUCUUCGUUUAGCUAAUACCACCACCACCACCCCCAGCACCACCACCACCACUACCUUUCAUGGCAGCAGCACUCUUGGUGGUUGUGGUGUCAAUAUCUGCUGCCGAGCGUCUGCCGUAGAGGAAACUACUACUAAAAGAAAAAAGGAAAAAAAGCGCCCUCCUCCUCCUCCACUCUUCUGCCAUUUCCACAAACCAGUGGAGCACCAAAAAUUUUCUUCUUCUCUUUUUCAAUCUAGUCAAAAAAGAAUUUUUUGUUGGCCACCACCUAUAUUAGCUGGUCAAGUGAUUUUAUUUAAACAACAAAAACGUCGUUUGCCAAAUAGUUAUACAUUUCCUCCACCGGUAAUAAUGAAUGCUUCUCCUUCACAUCAUCAACAACAACAACAAGCUUAUAAUGAAUUGGAAGAUUUUGAUGAAGAUUUUGUUCCUCGUUCUUCAAAUACUGCUAGAGAAAAUUAUAGGAAUUCAAUGGAAGGCCAUAUCGAAGAAAGAACUCAAAUUCGACGAAUGUCACUUAAAGAAUUUAGUGGAUUGGAUUUACUGGAAGAACAAGCAAAUCAAAAAGCAUCUCUUUCCCCAAUGCUUCAUCCUUGGAGAAGUGGACAACAAUUAACUCUUGGAAGUUUAAUUGAUAAAUUUAGUAAUCGACGUCGUUCCUCUUCUUCUGGAGGUGCAAAACUUGAAGGUGCUGGUCUUCAUCAUUCACAUUCUUCGGAUGAUGGAUAUAACUCGUUUGAUCGAGUUCUAGAUGGAAUUAAUCAAGCAAUACGAGAAACAAUUGCAACAGAAAAUAAUGAACAAACAGCAACAAAAAUUGAGGGAGGAGAAAAGAAUGGAGUCAACAAUCAUCAUUUAGAAAAACAAUAUAGCACUGGACGUAAUACUUUUGGACAAACAUUGCAGAGAUUAACAAAUAUCCGAAAUCAUCUAAAUUCAACUUUACAAUCUGUCCCAAAUGCCAGUCCAAGAAAAGCAGCAACAUCAGAACCUGAUUGUGAAAAGUUGGUGUUGCUUAAUGAAUGUAAAGAUCUUGUUAUUGCGUGUAAAGACAUGGUUCGCAAUGCUAACUCUUCUUCAUCUCCACCUUCAAGUCAAACAACUCUUCAAACCUCGUCUUCUACUGACUGCCAUCAACUUGUCCAAACAGUUGUGGAUAGUGCUGAAAGAGCAAUAGAUAGUGUUGAAAUGUUGAUCCGGAAAAGUAAUUCGAUAUUUCAAGCUCAACAGCUAACUUCAAAUGCUGAUCAGUUGUUGAAGGCACUAUCAGAAACUGUACGUGAAGUAGAAAAAUGUCAGAAGCCAGCAGUUAAAUCAAAUGAACAAGUAAAACAACUUGUUCGCUCCAGUACUGUGUUGACGGCAAACUUGAUCAGCUUCACUGAAUUAAUUCGAAAUAUUUGA
Messenger RNA from Meloidogyne enterolobii, 2121 nucleotides. The record is from the annotation of a GenBank genome assembly. Lineage: Eukaryota; Metazoa; Nematoda; Chromadorea; Rhabditida; Meloidogynidae.